Lymnaea stagnalis (great pond snail) is the source of this 11962-nucleotide messenger RNA. Lineage: Eukaryota; Metazoa; Mollusca; Gastropoda; Lymnaeidae. The record is from the annotation of a GenBank genome assembly.
AUUUAGUCGAGGAAAAAAAGAGAAAAAAAAAGAAAUGUUUCAAAUUUAAAAUGUUCUUAAGUUUUACUAGAUAUAUUUCAAAUUUGGGUAAGACCAAACUUGUUAAGCCUACUUAAAAGUAUUUAUUAAUUCUUACAAUACUUACAUAUCAAUUUUCGAUAGUCGAAGUCGGCAAAGUUGGCCGGCCGGAAUAGAAAUUCAACAACGGUUGAACGUCAACGUUAUUUAAAUUCUUGGACUAUUUAACUAUGACUUAUGAUGACUAGAGUCUAGUGCUUAAGUUGAUACCUAAAAUUCAAACAAAAAAUAAUAUUGUUAUACAAAUAUUAUAAUUAUAAUUAAAAUUACCACUUGAUAGUCUUCCUUCAACUUGCUCUGAGUUGUUUAGUCAGUGCCUUUUACUUUUAAAAUUGUUUAUGCCUAAGCUAUAACUUGAUGAUAUGGCCACUGUGACUGUGGGUAUGAAGUAUGACUAGCUAGAUCUUUAUUCUUGGUCAUCAAGUUAAUAAGUUAAUACUUCUUCCCCUUCACACAAUAAGAGUAUUAAAUUAUUCACACCUGUUACCUAACCUUGGCCUAUCGCCUAUACUAUAAAAUUAAUAGGCCUAUAAUAUUGUUUUGCAAAAAGUAUAAUUACUACAGUUUACUUGAUCAUAUUCAUUUUCUUUCAACUUAAACCUAAGUCAGGGCCUUUUCAAAUAGUAUAUUACUCUAGCUUAGACAGAAGCAGUGCUUGAUUUUAAUAUAGGUUCAUGUCCCAUCAUUUUAAAUGUUUACAAUUUCUAAACUCUUCAACUCCCAGCUCUCAGCAGUGAACAGAUAAACAAACUUACGUGCAAAUUUACAGUUGAAAUUCAUUUUAAUGCUAUGAAUGAUGGCCCUAGCAAUUGAACAAACUGUUGGACAGUCCAUAGAGCAAAGAGUUGAAAAUCUUAUUGACUCUGUUUUCGUAAGUGUCAAAUUUUCUUUAUGAAGAUACUUUUAAUUUUAUUUUUAGGCUUCCACCUCCUCCAAAUGAAAUAUUAUCUAAAUUUUAAUUCCUUUUAAUCUCUAAACAAGAGUGUAGGCCAGCGGUGCUCAAACAUUGACUUAAGACCGUGCCUGCUAUUCUCUACAAUUGUUUAGCCAUCUUACUUCAUUGUGCUGAAGCAAAUCAUCAUCUAAGAAACUUUUAAUUUUAAGUAGAUAAUUUUAAAAUGGUUAUUGCUUCUAAUUCUAAUGAAAUGUAUAAGUUUCAUGACCGUUGCCACCACUUGUAAAUUUAUUGCUCAGUUUUUAACACAGAACUGACUGAUAAAAGAUGCAGUGAUAUUUCAUUUAAACUGCCCUAAGAUAACUGUCAUAGAUGGAGCAUCAUCAGUUGUCAGAGAGACACAUUUUGUGACCUAGAAUUCAUUGUUUUGUAAUGAAUUCUAACAUUACAGCAAAAAUAUCCUCACCUUGUGUCUGGCUACACAGUGGAAGUAACAUAGCAAAUUUUAAUUGAAGAGUCAAUUAUUCAUUUUGUUGUUACAAGUGAAAGUUAGGCUCCUGCAAAAAAAGAAUUUUUUUUUUUUGAAAUCAUCAGUGGGCAGUUGAUACGGCAUCAUAGGACAAAUUUGGCCCAUGGGCCACACUUUAAGUAUCUCUGGUGUAGACUACUGAAAAAACAUAGUUUGGAAUAUGAAUUAUAUAAUUAAGUUAUUUCAAACGCAAAGUAAAUAAUUUAUAAAUAAAAUAACUUGACUCAACACCGGCCUGAUGUGAUCAGAUUUAAUUGGAUGCCUUUAUUUUGAAAAAAUUUUGAAAAAAAGUUAAUAAAUCCCAUUAGUCACUUGCCUAAACAUUUUUUCUGAUAAGGUAAUUGCAAUCAAUUAUUAGGAUGGACCAAUAUAGGUCAUACCUGAAACGUAAAUUGUCAUGGGGUUUUCUGUAUCAUGUUGGGCAGUGGUUCUCAACCUUCCUAAUGCAGUGACCCUUUAAUACAUUUCCUCACGUUGUGGCGACCCCCAACCACAAAAAUUAUUUUCGUUGUCACUAUAUAACUGUAGAGUAUUUGUGUUUUCCGAUGGUCUUAGGUGACCCCUGGGAAAGGGUCAUUCGACCCACGCUGAUGUAGGUUAGGGCCUAAUAAGUAUAUAUGUUUAUUUAUUUAUUUAUUUUUUAAAAAUCAGGACAACACAUUGAUAGGCACCGCUUUUGGGCCUAUUUCUGCAAAGCGUCCAGGGCAGACUUUACAAGACCGAUGCAUUGAGCGAGUAAAGGAGUUUUGGACAUCACUGACUGCUGUAUGUAAAAAUUGGACUUUGGACUGAAAAAAUCCUUAAAAUAUACUAUGAACAAAAUGUGGCAGAUAUUUUUUGAAAUUUAGUUGAACACUUAACUUAAUGUCAAUAAAUUUACAAAUAAAAUGUUAAUUAAAAUAUAUUGUUUUUUUUUAAGUGUUUAAAAAAAUAUUGUAUUUAGGCUUAUUUCAUUAAUAGUUUCAUGAUUUUUUUUUUAUUUUCAAGAUCUUUGUUUAAAAAAACUCCCCUCAUUAAAAAACAAAAAACAGGAACCAAAAGAAACUCGAGAUUUAGCUCUUCGUCUUUUGGUGCAACAUCUUCACAAGCAGUGGAAUCAAAAACGUGCUGAUGCCAUCUGUGCAUCACUAGAUGCACUUGUUGAAAAAAAUAUAGUUGAAUCAAAGUAAGUGAAAUUAACAUUUAAGCAAGAGUUGGUGUAACAUAUUGUCAAACUUUUUUCUUUUUUUUUUUUUAAAUUAUUAUUGAUGUCAUCCUUUAAGACCAAAUAGGCAUUCUUUCCCAUCGGUGUCAUUAAAUUGCUAAUGUAUGCAUUUAUGAACGAAAUAUAAAAUUUAUUUGAAUAAAUAUCUCCAUAUGAUUAUUUUAUUUGGUAAGUCUAAUAAUUUUUUUUUAUAGAGCUGUCUGUGAUGCACUUUUGUCUUGUGACAAGUUGACGGUAGAUGAGGAGCUUCACUGGGUUGCCACCUUUAAACUUGCCAGGAAAAUUAUAGGAGGAGUUGAUUACAAGGUAAUGACUAAAGAAUUUGGAUGAGACAGUUAUGCAGUUGCUUUAAAACUGUUGCUCAUUUAUAACAUAAGAAGCUCUAAAGCUAAAAUUUAAAAAAAUUGUUAUACUUUUUCUUUAACUUAGCAAAUUUUAUAAUAACUUUUAUUAACAAAAACCAAAUAAACACUGAGAACAUUUUUUUUUUAAAUUUAAAAUUGUUAGCUUUUAGUGACAGGUUUUAUAGCAAAGUUCAGUUUACAUGCAAUAGUUUAGCUCUAUAUGAUAAAAUUCAGAGCACACCACAGCUGUAUUUGCCACUCUUCACUGCUUGAAAUAGGUGUUGUUCCACUGGUGGCAUUCCUUGGUCUGCCUUCUUAUUGCUUUUCACGUUUUAAAAGAAAUCCAUUCUAAAUAUAUUCUUUAUCUAAAAUAUUUCUUGCUUCAACAGGGUGUCAGAGAUCUCCUUAAAGUGGUGUUGGAAAAAUGCCAACUCUUGAAUAACACUAACAAUAUAGCUUGCUUGCCUCUCAUCAAAGUUGUUAUUUCAGUAAGUCGUUUGAUCAUAAAGGGGGAAAGACUUCAAUAUUUUUAAAUAUUUGUAACAAAUGAAGCUAAGGAUUGGUUUGAAUCUGGGUUUUGGAUGUUAAAUUUGAACAAAUAAUUCCAGUCCAAAAUAUGAAUUUGUUAAUCAUCACUGUAAAAAGAAAUAAUGUUUUUGUUUAUGUGAAAGAUUCCAUGACCAAAAUUCCAGUUUAACUAAUUAUAUUAUACAUCAAAUUCAUUACGUAAAUAUUUAGUGAAUCUGUACUUCUUUCAGGGCAAUAAAUUAUGAUUUGCUUACAUACCCGUAUUUGUAAUGAUUUUUUAAAAAAAUCUUUUUUGGAGAUUGUCUAUAGCCAGUAUACUUUAUUUUUAGCUGGUGAAAUACAUCAUUAACAGAAAUUCAUGUCUAAUGCCCGCCUACUUGGCCAUCUACGAGAUUUCAAAGUUUGAGUCUGACAAGAACCAGCUCUGGCCACACUGGGUAAUUAUUUAUUUAAAAAAAAACAACUUGCUUGGGAAUUUAAAAUUAUUUUUUUUUAAAGAGUACAUUUAAUGCAUCACACUGUAUAAAAUGGAAUAUUAGUAUAAUAAAACUUUAUUUAAUUUGAGAUAUAAACCUAAUGAUCAAUAUUCCUAAUGUUAUAUACAAAAUAUUUCAAUGUAAGGGUUACAUAAUAGUUUUUUUAAAACAAGUCAAAAUGUAAUGAAAAUAUGUCUAUAAUUAUUUUUUUGCUUUCAGCCACUAGGUAAAGUACUUUGUGAUUUUGUUGAUGGCUUUAGGCAUUGUGCACAGAUGGUUUCUAUAUCAGGUGAGAUCUUUAGAUUUUUGUUUUAAUUUAUGAAAUUCUAAUCUAAUAAAACUAUUAACACUGGACUUUGACUCCUUUGGACCAAAGUUCUUUGAAGCAAAGCAUUCAAAAAAAGGAAUACUGUAAUACAUUGUUAUUUGAUGUAUAUUUUUAGGUCGGCAUCAGCUUCUUCCCAUCGUUGGUCAUUCCAUGUCAUCCAGCAAUGUUUGGAGGCUCAACAGAAUGACCCUUAGGUUUGCUCUAAAUGGCCCAUUACCUUAUAACAGAGUAUGUAUAUUGUGACUCUGCACAGUUUCUAAAAUCUAUACAUUUUAUUUGUCUUGUAAACCAGGGAUAUUUUUUUUUUUUAAUGAUUUAUUCAUUAUAAAAUUGAGCUUUUGACAUGCACAGGUUUCUUAAAUGAUUUAUUCAUUACACUUUUAAGCUUUUGACUGGCAUUAGAAAGGAGUUGACUUAAAAAUAAUUUCUUUGGUUUUUUUUUCUCGCAUUUCAUAGCAAAUUUUGUGAUUCUAAUUUGUAAUUUUUUCUAAACAUGAACCAAUUAAUUAAUUGUAUGAAUAAUGAAUUGGGGCUACAAUAAAUUCUACUGUAAAUGGUUUUGAGUAUUUACUUUUUUGCUUCCUAAUGUUUUACAGGAAUUACAAGAACCUCAAAGCAACCUUCUUCGUUAUGUUCUAGAGCAACCAUAUUCUAGAGAGCUAGUGUGCAACAUGUUAGAGUUGAAUAUACAGGUAUUUUCAAAUGAUUUUUACCAAGUGCUAAUAGUUACAAAAUGUGAAGGCAGAACCAAUGAACAGGCGCCAGGAAUAAUUUUUUAAAAUUAAAUUCUUGGAUCUAAAUUUAUUAACAAGUUUCAUAAGUAAUUAGCAUUGAAGAGAAAUCUACAAAGGUUUUAAAAAAUACAAUUUGUGAGUCCUCCCACUAUUAUCUUCAUAAAAAUGUCAUUUAGAAGUUCAAUAUAACAGAAAAUUAAAAUUUAAAAAACAUGUCUUUGGUACUUGUAGUAGUAAUAUGCAUUGCUUUAUUACUUUAGUAUACCUGUUGCAAUAUUAAAAUCAUUUUAGGCCAAGCAGCUUUGUGAAGUAUUAGAACAGCAACUUGUCGACCUGUUGGUGCUGGCACUGGAGAGAUUUGAGCAUGAGAGCACUGGUCAUGGUGACUCACAGUUACAGUGGCAGCACUUGUCUUCACAGCUCAUUUACUUUGUAUUGUUCCAAUUCGCCAGUUUUUCACACAUUGUCCUUUCACUGUACGAAAAGGUAAGGUAACACAGGCUUUCUUUUUUCUGGGCUAUCUCCUCUAGCAAGCCUAGAUAGUUAAUGAGGUGAAAUUAUUAUUUUUCAUCAGAACAUAUUGCAAAUUUAAAUAGAAAUAUUAAAUUCAAAUAAUUUAGAGAUAUAUUUAACAUAGUCAAUAUUUGAAGUAGUUCAAGUGUCAUUUUGUAUUUUAUUUAAAGUAUCUUGUCAUUUUAGUAUAUUUGUUUUUUUUGGUUUUUUUUUUCCAGUUAAAGGGGAAGAAUCUAAAAAAGGGACGCCAUCAUCUAAUGUGGGUUUUGUUACAGUUCAUCUCAGGGAGCAUCCAGAAAAACCCUGUAAGUUAUAAGGCUUUGAAUUGGUCUAGUAAAUUCCACUUUCAAGCACGUUUUUAAAAAAUGUUUUAAAUAACUAACAUGUUAUGGGAGUAAUUUUAAGUUGAUAUUAGCAGGUGUUGGCAUUUACAUACUUCUUACUUACUUUUUAGGUGGAUUACCAUGUGUUGGCAUGUACAUCUUACUUAUUUAUUUACUUAUGCUUUUUAUCCUUAUUACAAUCUCCAAAGGUUGAAUUAUUGUAUCUUGGAACACUCAGCUUUUGAAUUCUUUUAACUUAAACAAAAAUGCUCUGUUAGUUACCAAUGUUAACUCACAAAUUCGGUUUUCAUUUAGCGGCUGUUUUUAAUUUUUGUUCUCCUUAUUUACCAUAAAGAGCAUGUGAGAACUUUAUCUAAAGGGAAUAAAACUUAAUUUUAUUACCAACAGAUUGAUGAUUUUUUGCCUGUGAUGAAGCUCUAUGAUUUGUUAUAUGAUGAUAAAGAAGCCAUACCAGUUCCUGACAUCAACAGUCCUCAGUCAACACAUGUGAUGGCUGCCACGUGUAUUUGGAUACACUUAAACAAAAAAGCAGGCACCAUUAAAUUAAGACCGAUUCCAGUCUCACUCAGAGAUCAUUUGGAGUAAGCCACCGGCUGGAUUCUCACUAUAUUUUGUAGCUUGCAACCUGGCAUUAUUUUAUAAAUCAUCUUAUUUUUCAAUAUGCAAAAAAAAAUGUGUUACAGCUUCAAGAACAGAAUAAGAAGAAAAGAAAAUUCAAAUCUUCAAUUCUCGUUUUCAGAUUCCUAAAACAGAAUCUCAAGUCACUCUCUCUACAAGGUUAUCGAAUUGCUCUCAUGUGCAAUGCUUGUAAGUUUUAAAAUUGUUUUAUUUUGUUAAACAAGUUUUUUUUGUUUUUUUUAAGUCAUGCUACUUACGUCUUAGAAAAUAAGUCUUAAUAUUGCUGUGUACAUCAACAUUUUUUUACCGUUUGACUUAAUAUCUCAAAAUUAAUUUUAUUAUUUUCAUCAUUCCUUAGACAGCACCGAUACAGACAACUUCAGUCGGCCAAUGGGUUUCCUUGUGGAAACCAUUUAUGGAAACAACAAAAAUACAACACUAUUACCAGGCAAUGUUGUUGCUUCAGCCCCUACCACCCCACUUCAAAUGAACUUUCUAGAUUCUCUUACAGUUCAUGCCAAAAUGAGGUAAAGAAACCACUAUACCGUGGUAUUUUAACAGUUGUACAAUAUAGCUUUUAAUGACUAUUUGCAAUUUAUCAAUGAAUGUGGUAGUUUGUUUAAUAAUAAUUUGCUUUAUAAAAAAGGAAUCAAAUUCAUUUUACAAACGUAUCAUCAUUUACAUUCCUACCAAACAUUUACACUUUUUAUUUAAUAAUAAAAUAAUAUUUGGGGGGAAAAAAAAUAAUUUUUUUUAACAGUUUGAUUCAUAGCAUUGUAACAAGAGUUAUCAAACUGGCAAAGAACAAAGCAUCAGCUGCACUGGCACCUUCUUUAGUGGAGACCUACAGUCGUCUGCUGGUCUACAUGGAGAUUGAAAGCCUUGGCAUAAAAGGAUUUAUUAGUGAGUUUCAUGUCUCUAAACAUAAAAGUUCUAUUUAUUUUCCACAUGACCAGUGAUGAAGAAGUGGUUUGUCAUGAUUCCAAUUCCAAAAACCAACUAGGAACAGCUGAUUUUAAUUAUUUUUUUUGAUACUCAAUUUUUUGUUUUUUAAGACCAUAUUCAGUUUUUUGUUUUUUAAGACCAUACACAAUCCUUUUGGCAGCCAUCUUGUUAAAAGUCACAUUUCAUAUUAAGUUGCUUUUUUUUAAAAUUUGGUAUCAUAAUCAAGGGGUGAAUUCUCCUCAGACCAACUGCUACCUACAGUUGUUGAGAACCAAGCACUGGGCAUCCUACACACAUUGUUGGAGAUGUUUUCCUACAGGCUUCACCACACACAGAUCAACUAUCGCAUCCAGCUGCUUGCUCAUUUACAUCAAAUGUCUAAUAAUCAGCCUAUCAAUCAAAACCAGCUUUACAUGUGGUGAGAAUCACUAAUAAUUUUUGUAGUCUCUGAUAUUUUCUUUUGCAUUGCUAACUAAACUUUCUAUUUGCAUUUUUAUGCAAGUAUUUAUAAAAGUACACAUUUAUUCAAGCCAACUAAAUAUACAAAAAUUGAUAAAACAGCUAUUGUUUGUUCUUUGUAUGCAAAACUAACCAUUUCCCACUGGAGAGUUCACAUUAUUCAUUUGGGAAGUCGACUGAAUGGUGUUCUUGUCACAUGCCCUACCCAUCUGGCUUGUCCUGUUUGUAAGAGCAUGUGGAUGCUGAUGCAAUCAGCCCAAGAACCUCUGUAUCAAGGAAUCUGUCCUGCCAUUUUAUGCAGUGUCGGUGGAGGUGGUUGAGCUGUCAGACAUGUCUGGUGUACAUUGUCCACAUCUCGCUAGCAUAUAGGAGUGAUGUUAAUACGAUUGCCCUAUAUGCUUUCAGCAUAGUGACAAGACUGAGACCUCUUUGCUCCCAAGCAACUACUCCCUCGUUGAUAAUCCCAAAAGAAAAAUUUUAUUUUUUACAAUUAUUAUGCUCUGCUUAAUGUUACUUUGAGAAAAUUAACUUUCAUUUUUAGUAUUCUAAAAUAUUUUUAACAUUGCAAUAUUAUUUUUAUCAAGAGGAAGAAAGAAAAGGAUGCUUUCAUUUUUUUUUUUUUUUAAAGUACAAGAGAUGGUUAUGAUACCUUCACAUGUAAUACUGUCAUUCUUUAUACUCUAAAAAAGUGUUGAAAGCACCAUUCUGAAGCUGAUCAUAGGCCUGGGUAGCUCAGAGGUGCAACCACAGCUGUCUAGAAUCUCAAGCGAAGCAAAAGGUGGAGCAUCAUUUCUUGUCAGCGACUCAGAGGAGCUCAACAGAGCUUUGGUUCUUACGAUAGCCAGGGCUAUGCAUGUGACUGGUAAGUGGCUCUAAGCAAUUUUUAAUAAAGGAAUUGGUUUGCAUUAAAAUUUUCAGCUACCUGACUUCUUGAUCACCGGACACAUUAAAAUCAAUUGUAGGGACUGGCUCCUGUUAAAUUAUGAAAUUGCCAUGCAAUAUACUUUGUAUUAAAUGAAAGUCUAUGAAAUUAACAUAUCAUAUUUAACGAUAUACCUUUUGCACUGUUACAAUCUACAUUGUAUCCAGUAUCUAGGAUCAGGCUCAUCACAGGGUGAGUGACAAGUGAAAUUUUGUUAUAAUUUUUAUUUAAAAUCCAUUUGUGGUUCCAUAUUAAUAAUCCAGUUUUCUAUAAUAUUUAAAUUACUUUGUCUUCAUCUUAGCCGUAGACAACAUGUCAAGUGUCUGGUGUGAAGACAUUCUAAAUGUUAUUAUGCAAAAAACUCCCAUCAGCUGGUCCUCUAACACAUUGCAGUGUUUCCCUCAGGUAAAUUUAUAUAUAUAUAUUAAUAUAUAUAUACGGUAACUCAUUGCUUUAUUAAAUAAAAAUUAAAAAAUUUAAGUGCCAUUUACAGUUUUGUUUUGUCAGGUAGAUAGAUAGAAAUUCACAAUUAGCUGCUAUAUUUUAAGAUAAGAUAAGAUUCCUUUAUUGAUCCAAAUACAAAGGCAAACAUUUAAAAACUAUUACACAAUAGAUCCAAAGUGUUUCUCAAACUGAAAAAGCAGCCGUCAUUUGCCUAGGAACGUCAUUCCCUUUGUGACAAUAUUGCUUUAAAUAGGAAUUAAUUAGAUUUUGUAACAUUAACUUUUAUAACUAAAUAUUUUUCAAAAACCUUUUAUUUAGUAAAUAAUUUCCUUACUUCAUAAGCUGCUUGAUAUAUUUUCUGCAGAGUCUGGCUGAAUAUUUUCAAAAAAAUAGUAUUAAUAACAAAGACAAUAAGAAUCAACUGAGGACAUCUGUGGAAAAUGAGUACAGGAAAUGGAAAAGUAAGUAUUUAUCUUAUCAGCACCAUUUAGAUCCUGUCAUGCAAAUGUAUAACACAUACAUAAUGUUUAAAUACAUAGUAUUUAAAAAUAUAGUAUUUACAUAGAAAACAUAGCAGGCAAUGUUUCAAACUUGCCCAAUUUGCAUUUGUAGUUGUUAUCAAAAAGCUCAACUUAACAUCUUUGCUAAUUUUAGUUAUUCAGAUGUUAAGACAAAGUGAUGUAGAUCAUUCAAUUUCAUUGAUUGCUAUCAAAUAUAUACUCAAAGUAUCAUUUAUGAAAAAAUAAAAACUUGCAAAGUCUCUACAGCAACAGUUGAAAAAGUUUUACAGACCUGCAAGCCUCAUGCUUAUUUUUUUUCACAAAUGAGCAGCCAAAAAUUUGUUGUUUUUUUUCCUAGCAUUUUCAUCUUAUUCUGAUUGUACAUUUCUUGCUUUGUCAGGCAUGGGUGGUAAUGAAAGUGGUAUAAUCGCACAUUUUUCCAUGCAGAGCAACCCACCUCUCUUCUUGUGGUAAGUUAAAAACUUAAAAGAAUGCAUAAAUUGCUCUUAAAAUCAUCUAUUUAUGAGGUAUACAUUUCUAGAAAACCUUAUGUAAAUGCUUAUUUAAUGGAUUUUUAAGAUUUUUAAAUUUACUGUAGGGUUUUUGAGUGUAAUUUUGUUCAGUUUUAUAUUUAUACAGUAGAAUUCAAAUUUUAUAUACAAGAUUGAGUUUUCUAAGGUUCAAACUAUAUUUUGUUUUAUAGCAUAAUAUGGAAAAAUAUACAAGAUGAAAACAGGGUCCCUUCUACUGCAUUUAAGUAAGUUUUGCUCUUUAACUUUAAACAUCAAUAUUUUUAAAUUAAAUUUAUAAAGAGGAAUCUAAAAAAUAUAGCAUUUAAUUAUUCUAGCAAAUCUUUUAAAGCCAGAAUUCAAAAUAUCACACUAAAUUUGGUGUGAGUUGUUGACAUAUAUUUUAAGUCUAAUUAAAGAUAUUUGCAAAUUUGUUCAUUGUUUGGGCAGAUAUUUUUUUUUCAAUAUUGGUGCUUAUUCAUACAAAUAUUUUGUAGCUUUUUUAUGAGUCAACUAUAAACACUUUUAUCCUUUUCACAUAUUAUUUUUCUGAUACAGAGUUCUAGAUAGACUGGGACCUAGGGCACUGACAUCACAUCUUAGAACAUUUGCUGACUAUUUAGUCUUUGAGAUAGCAUCUAGCCCAGCUAUGCAAAAUUCAUCAAAGGUAACAUAAAUUAUUUUUGUCAGACACUUUAUUUUGAAAUAACAAUCCAAAUAAAGAUUUGAAGGGAUGUAAAAAAAUCAUUAAUCAUUUCUUUUUCUAUAUAUUAAGGGCUCACAAUCAAAGUAUUGAUCAUUCUGGCUCCUAUUUACAUUACUCAUAUAUGUUGGUACUUACAGUGCAUUGAUGCAUUGACAGACAUGAUGUGGAAGUACAACAUAAUUACGAUAGACAGACUUGUUCUUUGCCUGGUAAAUAUUUUUUCACAGCAAUUAUAUUCCCAAUGGUGUAAGCUUUUUUUGUCUUUUUAAAUAUAUCUUUACCCUUUGAAAGAUUUAGAAAUUGAGUAUGACCUGUUUAAAAACGGGCUACGGCUAUUUAAAAUUCUGUUUUAUCUUCAGGCGUUGAGGUGCCUUGAAGGCAAAGAAGCUCAGGUUCAGUUCGUAGUCAUCCAGUUUUUAUUAACAGCCAAACCGGAUUUCAAGACACGCAUCCAUGACUUUGUCAGAGAGGUGAAAGUUUAUUUAAAGAAAUCACAACUUAGCUUAGUUAAGGUGGUUUUAUCUGGUGCAGUACCCCAGCCUAGGCCUAGGCUCACUGCCCUUCACAUAAAAAUUAGCAAUUACAGAACUAAAACAACAACAGAUUUGAUCUGAUUUGUUGUUUAUUACGAUGUUAAUAUUUAAAAUAGCUUUUAUUAUGUCAACCUCUAUAAAUGAAGUAAAAAUGUUAAUGUAUAAAAAAAAUAUUUAUUUUUUAAGAAACAAUUCUUUUUUUAAAAAUAUGUUAUAUGGGUCAUUUAUUUAAAAUCUAUGUAAACAAAAAUAAUUAAAUCAUGCUUGAAUUUAUUUCUAUAAUUAUACUACAGAACACAUCUGAACAUUGGUCACAAUCAAACUGGCAUGACAUUCACAUGAAUUUUCACAAG